Molecule: messenger RNA, 3591 nt
Organism: Centruroides sculpturatus (bark scorpion)
Lineage: Eukaryota; Metazoa; Arthropoda; Arachnida; Scorpiones; Buthidae
Product: RING finger and transmembrane domain-containing protein 2-like
Exons: 9
Coding region: 134-1489 (451 amino acids)
Biological process (GO): positive regulation of ERAD pathway
Molecular function (GO): ubiquitin protein ligase activity
Source: RefSeq, a predicted model, not a curated record
CUAAAAUAGAGAAGUGGAAUUAAAAGAAAGAUUAUAGUGUUAUCAGAGUUAUUCGGUCGAUGACGAAUUCUUAUGAAAUUUUCGAAAGACAGAAGGAAAACAGAAUAAUGUCUUGUCAAAAUAAUUAACAAAUAUGGCUGAAAGUAACAACAGUCGAGAAAGAAAUUCUAGUCAACCUUGGCUUAAUAUUCCAUGGUCUUUAAGACAUGGAUUGCAUACUUCUAGCUUACAACAUUUAGCAAGUAACCAACGAAUUCAUCAAGAUAUACAGCAUGUUAUAAGAGGAUUUAGUCCAUUAGUUGAAGGAUCAUCAUCUUUCGGAUCGGUGAAUGCUCGCCACUUUACUUCAUGGCUCCGAGAACAGAGACCAAUGUUCUUUUCAAGUUCUAAUAGAAUUAAUCCAGAUGUACCUCCUCCCCUUCAUGUAUCUAAUCAUCAAGAACAGAUUUUGAAUGAUGACUUUGUGAUUGAAAUGGAAUCUGAAAGAUUAAGAAAUAACUCUCAAAGAGCAUCUAAUAACAAUAACAACAAUAAUGAAGACAUUACAGUAAAUAAUUCUACAGAAAACAGAGAACAGAAUAGAAAUAAUGAUCCGGCUGAUGCACUUCGUAACAAUCCAGAAAUGAGAGCAUUACUGUUGAUGGCAGAGAAAUAUGUACCUUUUAUUUUAAUUUUAUUAUUGAAAUUAAUUUUUGAUCAUAGAAUAGGUAUUCUGGUUGUUAUUGGUUUAUUUGCAACUUUUUGUCAUGCAAAUUCAGUGAUUAAAAGAGAGGUUUCUAAACAGGGAAAACGUCAGUUAGUUAGUCUGUUAAUUGUAAUUCUGAAUCUUGUAACAUGUGUUGGAUUUGUGUACUUAGUUUUGGCAGAAGAUAAUCUUCCUUAUGCGCUUAUUUUAGUUCCACCUUACAAUGCACCAAUUACUUUUUGGGACGUGCUAUGGAUCGUAACAGUGACUGACUUUGUUCUUAAACUUCUGGCAAUUCUAUUAAAAGCCAUUGUUGUUGCACUUCCAGCUAAAUUGUUAACUUUCCAGAAAAAAGGGAGACAUUAUCUAUUGUUGGAAACCACUUCUCAGUUCUAUCGUACAAUAGCACCUAUGCAACAUUGGUUGUACUUCUUUUCUGAAUCUUACAUUGGUUCCAGUAAAGUAUUUGGAGUCAUUUUAUCUGCAAUAUAUUUAGUAUUAAAGUAUAAAGAUGUUAUCAGAAAAUUCAGAGCUUGGAAAAAAUCAUUUUAUGGAAUACUUCAAAAUGUGACAUAUGGUGUGGUUCCAUCUUCUGAUCAGUUGAAAGCAGCUGGAGAAUCAUGUCCUAUUUGCCAAGAUGUCUAUAGAACUCCAACAAUGUUACAGUGUAGGCACAUUUUUUGUGAGGAAUGUGUGUCAAUAUGGUUUGACAGAGAAAGGACUUGCCCCAUGUGUAGGGCAGAGAUUGCCGACGACCCGUCUUGGAGGGACGGCUCCACUACCUUUCUAAUACAGAUAUUCUAAAGUAAAAAAACUACAGUUUUGCUCACUUUUUUAUAAUUAUUUUAAAACCAUUUAAAUAAAAAUAAAACAAUAUUAGAAACUAUUUUUUACAACCUCAUUUAAAAAAUUGAAGAUAUUUUUUUUAUUUAAAUGAAUCUUAAUUUGUAUAUGAAUGUUUGUUUGUAUGUGCUAGUAUGUGCAUAUACAUAAAAUUUCUCCUUUUUACUAAAUUUACUGUAAACAUUCCAAUUGGUUUGAAAAAUUAAAAACAUCCUUUAAAGUGAUUAUUGUUUCACUUUACUAAUGUAAAUUAUCAUUUUUGAAAUUAUUUUUUUGGGUUGUUCAUGGAUGUAAAGAAAGAGUAUGGCCCUUUGUUCUAUCUUGUAUGUAUUUUACUUUAUUGUUAAAUUUUAAGAAAUGCUCUGUAUUUAUGAUUGUAUUGUAAUUCAAAUAUUUCUUAACUUGUAAAUGCAUUGUUAAAAUUGUUUUUAAAUAAAAGGAUUGAAAUUGUAAUUAGUAUCUGAUAUAUUAAUUUAUUAAAACAUGUGAUGGUCCUAAAUCCAGUUAACCAUGUUUUAUAUUUCAGGUACUGUACACUAGUGAAUGUGAAUUGUAAAUUUGAAUUUCUUAAAUUGUCAUAACUUAUGUAUUGAAUAAGAGGAAACUCAUUUCAAAUUUUUGUAAAAUUGUAAAAUAAUAAUAAUUUUUCUUUUUUGACAAUCUCUGUCAGUUGGCAUUGUCAGCAUUGUGGACAUUAAAGAAUUUUUUCCGUCUUAUAUCCAUUAUGAAUUUUUUAUCAUGCCCACAAGGAGAUGAUGAGAAGAUCUGACAUAACUGGAAUGGACCACUCAAUCCUGGGGUUGCUUGCACAAUUGGAUUUGAUUCCAGGUUUCCAAACCAGCAGACUGACUCCUUAACUGCCUCCAGCCAUCGGUGAUAGAGUACUGUGUGAUUGUAAUUAAAGUACCCGUACCAAUGCUGUCUACAGAGAUAUUUAGUAGUCCAAAUGCAAGCAAAUUGGUACAGUGACAUUUUGGGAUGUGAAAGACUAUUGGAAAAGAAAAAAAAUUAGUACUAAAAUUGACCACUAUGACACUAAGGUGCUACAAGCAACAAUAAACCAGUAUCCUUUGUAAAAGCAUGAGUUACAACCAAGUUCUCGGUAUGAAAGGGUCACAACUAUUAAGUGCCAUUCUUAUCAGUUAUGGCUUUGCCAAAACUUGCAUUACUUAUGAAGGCUUUUUUAUGAAAAUGAUGGUAAUCAUCUCAUAAUAGUUUAAAUUCUUGAUAGCAAAAUUCUUGGAGUCAUGCCAUGGUAUGGCUCCACUUCAAGAAUUUUGUUGUCUUAAGAAAUGCCAUGGACCAUUUUGAUUCCACAAGCUCUCAGGGAAAUGCUAACUCAAUUUGAGGAAACUACUUUUGGGAAUUCAAUGUGAAUGAGAGUGCAAACAAUCAGUUCAACAUGUUACCGUGGCUGCUAUUAAUAGUCAAUGAAUGAUACUACAGGUUCCACUAGUGUUUGUGCAGUGUUAUGGCAAUUGAAUGCAUCCUAUGGCAUGGUGUGGAAAUGUAUUGAGAAACUUGAUUCAUUGUUAUCUGUAUAUCCAUGACCAAUAGUUGCUUGCUAUUGAUGGGAAUACAAACCUUUCUUGCCAGAAUAGGACUGGAUGUGUCAUGACCAUGGAAGAUCCUGUGGAGCAAUGAGGAAUAUCUUUUACCUCAGUGAAACAGUCAACACAACUGCCGCCGAUUGAGUGCUUUCAAUACUCCGUUAGUAAAGUUGUUAUAAAAAGUCAUAAUUUGAAUAAAUUUGAACUUUUGUUAUUAUGGAUGAUAUUUUGAAUGAGAAUCGUUCGUUUCGAUGAAAUUUUCUUAUAAGCAUAAAAGUAAGUGAUAAAAGUAAAAUAGCUCUGGGGAACAUUUGUGAAUCAAUCGACCAGGAAGGUAGGCCAGUACCUAACUGAUAACAAGAAAGGCUUAAGUUUAAAGUUUGAACUUGGCAAAACAGAGGAAUAAUUACAGUUAGCUAUUGAACCUUCGGAUUUUACACCUUCAGAAUAUUUUAGACCCAGUGGAUUUUUCUACAAGCGUCUGCAGUGCUGGAUGAAGAAAAAUGGGAAGAA